AUGGGCAGCGUCCAGCCAACGAGCACCGACCCUGAGGAUACCAACUUCUCAAGGCUAGAGGCGUCCUUCUCGCAGACGGAGGUUCUUCCUCGAAGGAAUUCGAUUGAGAUGAAGGAUAUCUUUCGUCAUGCUCGAGCAAGCGAUUUAGAAGCCAAGGAUCUCGACUUUAACUUCAGCUUAGACCGCAGUAACUAUCCUCUCGGUAACCUCCAGUCCCUCCAGGACGUCUUUCCAGCGGUGCAGCAUGACACGCAUUUGAAAAACCCUCGGAACUUUUCCGACGAGACUGAAAUCAUGUGUCUGGACGUGAAUGAAGAUACCGCAUCUUGCAAUACGCUUGAUUCGCGUGGGUUGGCUCAACUCCUGCGGGUAGGAGCAUCUGUUCCACCAGACGAAACGGAGCUGAUGCGCAGCUUCGUCCCUCUUAUACCAGAGAAGCAUACUUCGUUUGCAAGUCGGAUAUCAAUGACUCAAGACAGCACAAUGGACCUUUUCAAGUACCUGAACGCUGAUCCGUCAUUUAUUAUGAACUUGCUGGGAAGACCGGACUACUGGGCGCCGCAGACACGAUGGACGUCCGAUAGGAAUAGUAACAUAUUAGCCUGUGAUUUCUACUGUCAACAUCCCCGCUGGAACUUGCACUUUCAAGGAGCACCUCUAUCAGUAUAUGUGCGUUAUGAUGCGGCAUUGCAUCUCACGACCUAUAUCAUUUCCCACAAGGAAGGAGACUCGAGUAUCCAAGCCCUGCAGAACAUUCUCAAUCUGGCGAUAAAAACGGCAUCGGCAGAGCAAAGGGCAGGAAUCCUGCUUGACGAUCCGUUCGAUCUCGCCGUCAUCCUUUCAACAUUAUCCUUCGAGGCCUCGAAAUAUCACGUCCACCGAUUCCGGCGAUACAUGUGGACCCAGAUUAACAAGGUCGACGACCAUCUCGCGGGGCUCGAAGCCAACGAUCGCCGCAGGUUAGGAGAACUAACAAAAGAACUGCAAAUCAUAUCCCAAAAUGCGGAUUCGCAUCUGGGCAACGCCGACGUCGCGAUCAUCACAGCCACUGCGAUCCGCACGGCGCAUGCUCGCUUGCAUGAAGCCAUGUGUAGCCCGGCCCGGGUGUUUGAGCGCGCAUCCGACUCGAUCACGUAUGUCAUUGAGUCCAUGCAGAAGCAGAAGAUAUGGUUCCUCAACUACAAGAACCGCAAAGACAGCACGAUGGCGCUGGUGUAUAACCUCGUGACGCAGCAGGAUGCAGCGAGUAACAUCCAAUUGGCGGCGAGCAUGAAACGGGAUAGUACCAGCAUGAAUGCGAUUGCUGCGUUGACAAUGGUCUUUUUACCGGGGACAUUCAUCGCGACAAUCCUAAGCGCCGGGAGCUCCAACGGUGGCGCUUAUAACACAGGGUUUGAAUCGAUAUCGGUAUGGUGGCUAUGGGCUGCGAUAACAGUGCCUCUCACGCUGGUUGUUAUGUCCAGUUGGUGGCUCUAUAAGAAGCGAAAUGACCAGGUGCGCCCAGCGCCGAUGGCUGAGAAGGAGGAGAAUCGGAUCCGACCACCGAAGAGAGGAACGUUCCGCUCUAUGAGUUUCUCGUCAUGGAGCCGACGAGACAGUGCUUCUGGCAAGGUAUGA
Aspergillus pseudoviridinutans is the source of this 1617-nucleotide messenger RNA. RefSeq lists its product as uncharacterized. The record is from RefSeq and is a predicted model, not a curated record. NCBI's taxonomy places the organism in Eukaryota, Fungi, Ascomycota, Eurotiomycetes, Eurotiales, Aspergillaceae. Bases 1 to 1617 code for a protein of 538 amino acids. The transcript has 5 exons.